AAUGGAAGGAAAGAAGAUCCGAGUUAAUAAUAGGGAAGGUGUUUGAGUAAAAUGGAGGAGAGGAGAGAAGAGGAUGAAUGGGUGCAGGUGUCAAUCAGUAGGAAGGCGAAGAUCAUCAGCUCACAUCACCACCACUCUUUCCCCCUCCGCCUUUGAUUUCCCCAUUUUUCAUUUCCAAAUUCUCUAUCCCUUCUGUUCUUCAUCUCUUCCUCCCUCGCCUCCAAUCCAAUCCAAUCCUCUCCUCUCUGUUUCUCAACAAUCCCUUUACUCUGUGAUUCAUGGAACCUUUCCUCUUUAACAAUCUUCACUCUCUUCACUCUUAUUGUUAACUCCUUUUCACUUUCCACCCCAUCUCAUGGCCCUUCUCCUUCCUCUCCCUUUCUUCCUCUUCUUCUUCUUCUUCUUCUUCUUCUUCUUCUUCCUCUUCCCUCCCCUACACGCCAGCCCCGGCGACUCUGAUCCACUUUACAAGGAUUGUGUGGUGCAGUGUGAGAAAUCUGGAUGCGCUGGUGACAAAUGUUUUCAGCAUUGUAAAUUCUCAUCUGAUGGGAAGCCUGUGGAUGGUCCAUGGUAUCUGCAGGAGCCUCUGUAUCUUCGAUGGAAACAGUGGGACUGCCAGACUGAUUGCAGGUACCACUGCAUGUUAUCAAGGGAGGAAGAAAGAACAAAUCUUGGUGGUGAGCCUGUCAAAUACCAUGGGAAAUGGCCAUUUAGGCGAGUCUAUGGCAUUCAGGAGCCAGUUGCAGUUGCUCUUGCCGCACUCAAUCUUGCCGUGCAAUUUCAUGGCUGGAUAUCUUUCUUCCUUCUUCUAAACUACAAGCUUCCACUGAAGCCAAAUAAGAAGACAUAUUAUGAAUAUACUGGUCUGUGGCAUAUCUAUGGCAUCCUAGCCAUGAAUUCUUGGUUCUGGGAUGCUGCAUUUCACUGUAGACAUGUGGAGUUGACUGAGAAGCUGGAUUAUUCUUCAGCUGUGGCAUUUACUGGGUUUUCCCUAAUUGUAGCCAUAGUGCGAGCUCUUAAUGUGAGGGAUGAGGCUGCUAGAGUCAUGGUCUCUGCUCCAAUUAUCUCAUUCGUCACAACCCAUAUCUUGUAUCUCAACUUCUAUAGACUUGAUCAUGGUCUGAAUACUAAGGUCUGCCUGGUGAUGGGCAUUACUCAGCUUCUUGUUUGGGCAGCAUGGGGCGUUGUUUCUCACCAUCCGUCACAAUGGAAGCUGUGGGCAUUAGUCUCAGGCGGUGCAAUUACGAUGCUGUUGAAGGCAUUCGAUUUCCCUCCAUAUGGAGGAUAUGUGGAUGCUCAUGCACUCUGGCAUGCUACUUCAAUACCUCUUUCAUAUAUAUGGUGGAGUUUCGUGAGAGAUGAUGCUGAAUUCAUAACUUCUGGUGUUCUCAAGAAGAUGAAGUAGAAUAUGUGAUGUUAAUCAGAUGGAGGAAAUUCUGAAAGCACUUUCAUUUCAGUGUUAGUUAGUUCAUCAACACUCUGGUAGGUUCCCUUGUUUUUCUGGUGUUGCUUGGCGAUUAACAAAAUGUUGCCCAGAAAUGUUGUUUGUAUAAUCAUAUUUGCAUAUCAGGACCAAUGAGUUUUGUUUUCUGUUCAGUCUGUGUUUCCUUUUUUUUUUAACUUUUUGGUCCUGAGAUAUUUGUGGGUCAACAGAUGAAAGCCCCUCAGCACCAUGCCAGUUCUUCUCAAUGUAAACAUACAAUAUUUUGCUGAUAUCAACAGUUUGUGUUAUUCAAGUCU
Molecule: messenger RNA, 1740 nt
Organism: Cucurbita pepo subsp. pepo (vegetable marrow)
Lineage: Eukaryota; Viridiplantae; Streptophyta; Magnoliopsida; Cucurbitales; Cucurbitaceae
Biological process (GO): GPI anchor biosynthetic process
Cellular component (GO): endoplasmic reticulum membrane
Molecular function (GO): hydrolase activity, acting on ester bonds
Source: RefSeq, a predicted model, not a curated record